Molecule: messenger RNA, 2708 nt
Organism: Gadus chalcogrammus (walleye pollock)
Lineage: Eukaryota; Metazoa; Chordata; Actinopteri; Gadiformes; Gadidae
Product: C5a anaphylatoxin chemotactic receptor 1-like
Exons: 2
Coding region: 72-1256 (394 amino acids)
Biological process (GO): complement receptor mediated signaling pathway; inflammatory response; positive regulation of cytosolic calcium ion concentration
Cellular component (GO): plasma membrane
Molecular function (GO): G protein-coupled receptor activity; complement receptor activity
Source: RefSeq, a predicted model, not a curated record
CACAGACAUUGCGAUAUUCUCUCUUGCAAACUGAUUCCCCUUUUUUAUUUUCAGAGAGCUUGGUUAUUCUAAUGACAAAGCAAAUAGUCUAUUCCAUGACAGACACACACACACAAAAGAUAUUCAGGGAGGGGCGUGUGCUAUAUCAGUACAUUAUAGAAGUUGCUCUGUUCCAAGACAAGAACAGAGCAGUGGAGCACUUAACCAACAUAAAAAUGGACUCUGAAAAUCAAUUCUUCUCCAUGCAACAGUUUACACAAACCGUGGAUUAUGAUUAUAAUGACCCAUUUGGAGGAACCGGGUUGCCUAAAAUCGAGCCCUUCCAAAUAGUGACCCUGGUCUGCUACGGGCUUGUGUUUAUCCUGGGCGUUCCCGGUAAUGCUCUGGUGGUGUGGGUGACGGGGUUCGGCAUGUCUCGCACCGUCACUUCCAUCUGGUUCCUCAACCUCUCCCUGGCCGAUCUUCUGUGCUGCCUCUUCCUCCCAAUCCUAAUGGUGCCAUUGGCCCACGACGACCACUGGCACUUUGGCCCCAUCGCCUGCACGCUGUUCAAGAGUCUGUUCUACCUGGUGAUGCACUGCAGCGUUCUGCUGCUGGUCCUGAUCAGUGUGGACCGCUAUAUGCUGGUGAGCUGGCCCGUCUGGUGCCAGAACAACAGGCGCCCUGGGAUGGCGGUCUGGGCCUGUGGGGGAGCCUGGGUCCUGGCGCUGUUGGCUACCAUUCCAGAGCUGCUCUUCACCAGGGAGGAGGCUUUGGGCAAAGAGAAGAAGGAGUGCUUGGGAAAGCGUUCUCAGGUCAACUCCCAGAUCAUCAUCGGUUUCCGUUUUGUUUUUGGAUUCCUGCUUGCUUUCGUGGCCAUCGUGUUAAGCCAUGUUGUGGUUUACAUAAAAGCCAGUUCGUUGUCCGGAUCUAUCCGCUCCAAACGCACCCUGAAGGUCAUCAUCGCUGUUUCCACCAGUUUUUUCUUUUGCUGGCUGCCGCUGCACAUUACGGACAUUCUGAUAACUUUACACAGUCGAUCUUCUCUGCACCGGCCGAACAUAAACAAAGCACACUCUCUUGCUCUCUGCCUGGCAUAUUUCAACAGCUGCCUCAACCCAAUUCUCUAUGUGUGUUUGGGUCGCGACUUCAGGUCCAGCAUGAAUCGAACCCUUCGCAGCCACUUCAACUUCAUCAGAGAAGAACCCACGUGCCGUGAGACCAGUGCCACUGUCAACUCCAGUGGCACGGCGACUGCAGAGAUGACUAGUGUCUGAUGGAGUAAACCUAACUUAGUAGCCGAUGAAGUAGCACCAGUGGCGGCUGGUGAUCCAAAAUGUUGGUGGGGCACAGUAUUAGACAGGGGGUCUGGGGUCCCCCCCCCCCCCCCAUAAAAAACUAAAACAUUGAAUUUAAUAGAUUUGAUUUCCUGUAUUCUGGUUCAUUUUGGGGAUGGCCACUACCUAUUACCUACCAUUCAUUCAGAUUCAUAGCCUACAUCCUGACUUGCAGUGCCUGGAUAAGCUUACACUGCAUAAUGCAGACCUACUUUAUGGCCAUUCCACCAGCCAUUGCUAUUUGACCCGUUGUUGUUAUUCUGAUAUUGAGACAAAUCAUGAUCACUGUCCUAUAGCUGUUUGGGAGUCUCAAUGUCUACUUCAAAUGCAGUUAGAAAUAUUGGACAGUAAAUUCUGUUUAUAUGCUACAGGCCAAAAGACUAAAUUAAUAUGUAACUUACUUGCUCCUUUUAAGUAUAACAUUGCUUGGGGAGUCCAAUUCCGCUACCGAAAUGGGUGGAAAGUGCUUACAACUCUCUGCUAGUUAGCGAUCUAUCUCUUCUCUACAUGUAUUUGUGUUGCGUUAAUGCUGCCGAGGGAGGUAGCCUUUUUGAUUGAUUAGCUGAAUUGUCCAAUCAUGUGGUGAUAAUAAAAAAAGAAAAGCGAUGCCAUUGGCCUGAUUCGCACACUGGUGCGACCCGAGGGCGAAUUUUCCAAGUGCCCUCAACUGCAGCUCGCAGAUCGAGGAGGGGCUUAAAUGUUCCCUAAAUGUGGGCUAGUCUAAACGUUUAACGGUUUCACCCCCGCGGGCGCCAUCUGGUGGCGGAGAUCCGGCAGCACAUUCUCAAACGUCAAUACAGCACAGCACAAUGACUUAAUAUGGAUAAAGGUUCAUGCAUUUCAUAGACUUAGACAUUCCUACUUUUAACUUGUCAAAUGUCUUUUUUUUCCCAGGAAAUAAAUAAAUAUAUAUAUAUUAGAGCUGUCAGUUAAACGCGUUAUUAACGGCGUUAACGCAAACCAAAUUUAACGGCGUUAAUUUUUUUAUCGCGCGAUUAACGCAAUUAUUUUAUAAAAAAAAAAAAAAAAAGUUUUUUUUUCUUUUGGCUCAAAACAAAGAAGCAAUUGCCUGACUGCUAUGUUCAAAUUACAUUUGUUCAAAGCAGUCGUUUAAUUGCACUAUAGGCUCUUUUUUUGUAUCGUCCUGUUUUGAUCAGUGUAUAUGCCAAUGUUGUUAUCAAUAAAAAAUCAUUUGCACAAGGCAAGCCGAUGCACUUCACCAUGUUGAUAAGAGAAUUAAAAUGAGAAGAAUUAUGGGACAAAAAAAUCAAGGGAUAUUUAGCAUAGAAAAAUAAUUAAUUAAUUAGAGAUUAAUUAGAGUUAACUAUGACAUUAAUGCGAUUAAUCACGAUUAAAUAUUUUAAUCGCUUGACAGCUCUAAUAUAUAUAUAU